This is a messenger RNA of Pyrus x bretschneideri (Chinese white pear), 1152 nucleotides long. RefSeq names its product fasciclin-like arabinogalactan protein 14. Lineage: Eukaryota; Viridiplantae; Streptophyta; Magnoliopsida; Rosales; Rosaceae. Gene Ontology annotation, cellular component: plasma membrane. The coding region runs from base 66 to 917 and encodes 283 amino acids. The transcript has a single exon. The record is from RefSeq and is a predicted model, not a curated record.
UUGGAAGAUAAAUAAAGCAUUGCUUUCAAAGCAAGAAAUAAGGCAAAGCAAGAUAAAAAAUAAAGAUGGAGAACACCAAAACCUCUGUUAUCCUCUGCCUUGCCCUCUUCCUUGUCUUCUCUUCGGCCUCGGCCUUUGACAUCGUCAAGCUUCUUGAGAAGCAGUCGGAACUGAGCAGCUUCACCAACUACCUCAAGGAGACCAAGCUCGGCGACGAGAUCAACAAGCGCAGCACCAUCACAGUGUUGGCAGUGGACAACGGGGGCAUGUCAAGCAUCUCCGGAAAAUCCCAAGAUGUGAUCAAGAAGAUCCUGAGCGCACACGUGGUUUUGGAUUACUUCGACCAGAAGAAACUGACCAGUUUGGCUGGUUCCAGCAAGGAAUCGACCCUAACCACAAUGCUCCAGUCCUCUGGCCAGGCCAAGGACCAGCAAGGGUUCAUCAUUGUCGGUAAGAGCGAUGGAGAAAUUGCUUUCGGAUCAGCUGUCAAGGGCGGCAAGCUCAACGCCAAGCUCGUGAAAGCCGUUGUCUCUCAGCCCUACAACAUUUCAGUUCUUCAAAUCUCAAAUGCGAUUGAAAUUCCCGACAUUUCUGCUGCCUCUAGCCCUGCCGGCUCGCCAAAGUCCUCCGCAUCAUCAGCUUCUUCUCCAUCAAGCAAAUCAUCCUCUGAUGCUCCCAGUCCCUCCGAUGACAGUGCCCCAAGCCAAUCACCCAAGUCAUCAAAGGCACCCUCGCCGUCGGAUGACGUUUCAUCCCCACCGGUUUCUGGUGAUGCUACACCUUCAUCCUCACCAUCUAGUGAUGGACCAACCGGAUCAUCAAGCUCUGCACCUUCACCGUCUGCUGCUUCACGCGCUGAGAUGGCUUUUGGCACCGGAGUGGUGAUCAUGGGUUUGGCUUCCCUUUUGGUUGCUUAAAUUUUCUUCAGUAAAUGAGGAGAUGAAAAAGAAAAUGUAGGAACGGAAAAGAUUAAACUUAAAGGGUACAUGGUUAGUGGUUUUGUGUGGUAAAUGGAUAGAACAUGUAAGCAGCCUUUGUUUUUAUUUAGAAAUGCAUCAGAUACCCUUUAAGUACUUUCUUUUUCUUGUGAUUUUUCUUUUUCUGCUUUCUUCUUCACUGGUUUAAUCCACAGUUCAGUUCAGUUCCUCUUGA